GCUUGCAGCUAUGGACAUACAUAUUUCGUCGCGCCUGUUAUCUGCGCCGUCUUUUGCUCUCUUCGUCAUCUUAUUCUUUCCAACUUCAACUUCACCGUCCGAUGUUUGUUAAACACCACGCAAUAUCAUUCUAAGAUAUUAGUUGUGAUUUCUUGUUGGAAUAAGAAAUACACAAUUCAAUUACCUAUCUCGCAGUCAGAUCCUGAAUUGGUGAAGUUGCUGCGACAACUGUCGCAUUCUAUAAAGAUGGCUCCGCAGAGUAUUAACCCUCCCGCUCUACCUCCUACGGUCGAAGAAGCCUAUCGACGUAAAUGUAUCCAACUGAAGGAGCGCACCAAAGAGAUAGAAGAUGAAUCCAAGGCAUAUCAGCUGCGCCUGAACCGACUCCAGCGUCAAGUCCAAAAAUUACGUCUCGAGCGCGCAUUCCUCCUUGAACAGGUCGCCAAGCGCACGAGCACCAACGUAGAGGAUUCCGAAGGCAGCCCUAGUCCUCCGCCGACUCCAAAGGACAAGCCGCUCAGAACUAAGCGUGGGCACAGGAAGCCGUCUCUGCUUCCCAUCUCCGAGCCUGGCGCCGGACCUAGCGCAACUUUCAUUAAUCAGAACUUAGCGACGCUCUCGCCGAGCUCCGACGCCUACUCGCACUCCCAGCUCGACCACGGCCGUCUUAAUGGUAUCGCCAAGCGACCCAAACGCCCUAGCAACGCCUUCGAAAUUUACUGCAACGACACCCGACCCGUUCUUCAGGCCCAGCACAAGGAAAAGAUUGCGGCGGGAGAGUUCCGUCUCGAAGAGGAGCUCGCACGCGGCUGGAAGGACUUGCCGGAAAAAGAAAAAGAGGAGUUCCAAGUCCGGUAUGAGCAAGAGUUGGCCCAAUACAAGGAGGCCGUUGAAGAGUAUAAGCGCGAAGCAAAAAACGCUGCGCGUGAGCGCUCGCGUAACAGGGAUAGAGACCACUUCGGGAGCAUCUCUAGUAGUAGACGUGGCGGUGGAGGUGGAAGUCGUUCGGCCCGCUUCGAAGAGGUCCAGGAUGAGGAAGGAGACGACGAUCAGGAUGUCGAGAUGGCGGAUCCCGGCGAGCACGAGCCUGCAGGCGACCAAGAUACGGACCCAGAGACCGAGGUUGACGAGAACGACGGCGCGGGCGACGAUUAGGGGUUUUACGGCCUUGGACCCGGACGUAUCAUCCUACGGAGGAGAACGGCUUUAGGAAGAUGAUCCGAAUAUGGGCCGGCGGGGAAGAACGAGAUCCUCCCACCGCUGGACCGUUAAAAAUUUGGCGUUACGGUAAGGGAUUUUGGCUUAGCUUUGGCUUUGAGUGUAUGAUUAGGAUUAGGUAUCAUGCUAGGCUGGGAGCCAGGAAGUUCAGAUAAUAGCAUUAAUGAAUCAGAGAAAAAGAAGGGUUAAUUUUUAUCUAUGAGGACCUUGUAAGGGUUGGUUGGUUGGUGAAAAACGUGAGCUUUUGUUUCUGUUUCGCGUUGAGGGAGUAGUAAAAUACCUAACCUGGAAUUGUGA
Daldinia vernicosa is the source of this 1515-nucleotide messenger RNA. RefSeq lists its product as uncharacterized. Gene Ontology annotation, molecular function: DNA binding, bending. The transcript has 3 exons. The coding region runs from base 247 to 1155 and encodes 302 amino acids. Lineage: Eukaryota; Fungi; Ascomycota; Sordariomycetes; Xylariales; Hypoxylaceae. The record is from RefSeq and is a predicted model, not a curated record.